Messenger RNA from Carlito syrichta (Philippine tarsier), 7740 nucleotides. RefSeq names its product collagen type XXVII alpha 1 chain (gene COL27A1). Gene Ontology annotation, molecular function: extracellular matrix structural constituent. Lineage: Eukaryota; Metazoa; Chordata; Mammalia; Primates; Tarsiidae. The transcript is spliced from 63 exons. The record is from RefSeq and is a predicted model, not a curated record. The annotation marks the transcript as partial.
ACCCCGUGCCAGGACAGAUGCCAGCGGUUGGGCAGAAAAGCGAUGCCAGCAAGCACCCCACAGUGGGGCCCAAGCUUUGGGCAACAUGCCUUCCAGCUUUGCUCCUGGGCUCCUCUCGCAGGCCAGGCUCCGUGUCCUGUCUGCAGACGUCCCUGGCUUGUCUGCCAUCCCUCCGCUUCUCGCGCUCAGAGCACCUUCCCUCCCUGUGCUCCCACACGGCCUGUGUCCCUCCAGCAGCCAACAGUUUCCCCAGCCGUGUCCUGGAGGGGGUGUCUCCUCACAACAGAACCCAUCUCUCUGUCCCUUCUGAGCACAGCCUUAUUGGCAUCCUCCCCCCUCAUCUCUGUGCCCAGGCCCCCCCCCCCCCCGCCAAAGGACACUUAGUCACACUCUACACUUGCGAAGUUCAUGGGUCAAGUGCACACAGGAUUCAGAUCCCAGAUGGGGGGUUUCUCUUCUCCUGGAUCUUGGUCUCGUUUGCCUGUCACCUGGCCUCCACCCAAGGAGCUCCUGAAGAUGUGGACGUCCUCCAGCAGCUGGGCCUCAGCUGGUCAAAGGCGGGGGGCGGCCGGAGCCCUGCACCCCCGGGAGUCAUUCCUUUCCAGUCCGGCUUCAUCUUGACGCAGCGGGCCCGGCUGCGGGCCCCCGCGGCCGCCGUUCUUCCCGCCGCCCUGGGCUCAGAGCUGGCGCUGGUGCUGAGCCUCUGCUCCCACCGGGUGAACCAUGCCUUCCUCUUUGCCGUCCGCAGCCGGAAGCACAAGCUGCAGCUGGGCCUGCAGUUCCUCCCCGGCAAGACGGUGGUCCACCUGGGGCCCCGGCGCUCCGUGGCCUUCGACCUCGACGUGCAUGACGGGCGCUGGCACCACCUGGCCCUGGAGCUCCGCAGCCGCACGGUCACACUGGUGACGGCUUGUGGGCAGCGCCGGGUGCCUGUCCCGCUGCCUUUCCACAGGGAACCUGCGCUCGACCCCGAGGGCUCCUUCCUCUUGGGGAGGAUGAGCCCCCACGCGGUCCAGUUUGAAGGUGCCCUGUGCCAGUUCAGUGUCUACCCUGUGACGCAGGUCGCUCACAAUUACUGUACCCACCUGAGAAAGCAGUGUGGACAGGCCGACACGUAUCGGCCCCCGCUGGGACCCCUCUUCCCCCGAGACUCUGGCAGACCCUUUGCCUUCCAGACCGACCUCACCCUGCCAGGCCUGGAGAACCUGACCACUGCCAUACCAUCCCUGGGGUCACGGCCAGCAGGCGGGAGGCCCAGGGGGACGGUGGCACCCGCUCCGCCCACCAAGCCCCUAAGGACUAGCCACGCCCACCCUCCCCUGCAUACUGCAGUGGGGGACCCAGCCUGGACCCCGCCACUGUCCGCCAAGCUGUCCUCCAGGACCGUGCAUCCCCCCGUGCCCCCAGCAUCUCCUGCUGGCUCCACCAGGACUCCUCGCCCUGCGGCCACCCAAGCAUCACCGAAGAUCACAGCCACCAAAAUCCCCAAAAGCCUCCCUACCAGGACUUCAGCCCCUUCUCCUUCAGUUUCCCCCAUCAAAAGCCCCCAUCCUGCCCAGAAAACAGCUCCACCUUCAUUGACAAAGUUAGCCUCAGCUACCCAGAAGCCGGUGCCACCCACUUCCCGUCCAGUUCCUGCUAAAGUCUUCCGUCCCACAGAGAAGCCCAGCUGGAGGACCUCUGUAACGCUCAGGCCCCCUCUGCCCAGCGCCCGGCCCCUGCCUCCCACCACUGGUUCCUCUAGUAAGCCCAUUCCCACAGGAGCCCAGACUGAUGCCAAGACAACCGGCCAUGCCCGUAAGUCGGGCUCCUCCCACACCAGCACUCACAGACCUCCCCAGCCCAGUGUUUUAUCUCUGUCUCCUGCCCCUACCCCUGGCUCUCCCAGGGUCGCUCAGCCACCAGCCACGGCGGUGCCUCUAGCCUCGGGCACCAGAGCUCCCAAAACGGCAUCUCCCGCCCCCAUUCCUGGUCCAGUCCCCCCUGGAAACAAGAAGCCCACUGGAUCAGAAGCCUCAAAGAAAGCGAGGCCUGACAGCAGCCCCCGGAAGCCCGCCCCCCUCAGACCUGGGAAGGCAGCCAGGGAUGCCCCGUUGAGCGAUCUGACAACCAGGCCCAGGCUCAGACAGCCCCAGCCCAGUCUCCAGACCACCCCGGCCCUGGUACUGGCCCCGGCGCAAUCCCUGUCCUCCAGUCCCCGGCCCACGAGCUACUCGUUCAUUCACCUGGCGGGACCUACACCUUCCCCUCUGCUGAUGGGGCCUCCGGGGCCCAAGGGAGACUGCGGUUUGCCGGGUCCUCCUGGGCUGCCUGGGCUUCCUGGUUCCCCCGGUGCACGAGGGCCUAGGGGUCCUCCUGGACCUUAUGGAAAUCCAGGUCUUCCUGGUCCUCCUGGAGCCAAGGGACAGAAAGGGGACCCAGGGCUCUCACCAGGAAAGGCCCAUGAUGGGGCAAAGGGCGACAUGGGCCUGUCUGGGCUCUCCGGGAAUCCAGGACCUCCGGGACGAAAGGGAUACAAGGGCUAUCCUGGACCCGCAGGGCAUCCCGGAGAACAGGGGCAGCCGGGACCUGAGGGCAGCCCAGGGGCCAAAGGUUACCCUGGCAGGCAGGGGUUACCUGGACCGGUAGGAGACCCCGGCCCCAAAGGCAGCAGGGGCUACAUUGGACUCCCAGGGCUCUUUGGCUUGCCAGGGUCUGAUGGAGAGCGAGGCCUGCCUGGUGUUCCUGGCAAGAGGGGCAAGAUGGGUAUGCCGGGGUUUCCUGGAGUCUUUGGGGAAAGAGGCCCUCCGGGACUGGACGGAAACCCUGGAGAACUGGGCCUGCCAGGGCCCCCUGGAGUCCCCGGCCUCAUUGGUGACAUGGGAGCGUUGGGUCCAAUUGGCUACCCAGGACCCAAGGGCAUGAAGGGACUGAUGGGCAGCGUGGGGGAGCCCGGACUGAAAGGUGAUCAGGGUGAACAAGGGGUUCCAGGUGUGUCAGGAGAUCCUGGAUUCCAAGGAGACAAGGGGAGCCAGGGCUUGCCGGGGUUCCCGGGCACACGGGGGAAGCCAGGGCCUCCGGGCAAAGUUGGAGACAAAGGAUCUCUUGGGUUUCCUGGGCCCCCCGGACCCGAGGGAUUCCCAGGAGACAUUGGCCCCCCUGGGGAUAAUGGCCCAGAAGGCAUGAAGGGUAAGCCUGGAGCUCGAGGCCUGCCGGGACCCCGUGGGCAGCUGGGGCCCGAGGGAGAUGAGGGACCCAUGGGGCCACCGGGGACACCUGGCUUGGAGGGUCAGCCUGGCAGGAAGGGAUUUCCUGGGAGGCCCGGCCCAGAUGGUGUGAAGGGAGAACCAGGGGAUUCUGGACGGCCGGGGCCUGUGGGUGAGCAGGGACUCAUGGGAUUCAUCGGUCUGGUCGGGGAGCCAGGAAUCGUGGGGGAAAAGGGUGACCGAGGCAUGAUGGGACCCCCAGGUGCGCCCGGACCCAAGGGGUCGAUGGGUCAUCCUGGAAUACCGGGUGGUAUGGGGACCCCUGGAGAGCCUGGACCCCUGGGCCUUCCAGGAUCUCGAGGCCCACCAGGCAUGAGGGGAGCAAAGGGACGUCGGGGCCCCCGAGGACCAGAUGGACCAGCUGGGGAGCAGGGGUCCCGGGGCCUGAAGGGCCCCCCAGGACCUCAGGGCAGACCGGGCCGGCCUGGACAGCAGGGUGUGGCUGGUGAACGAGGCCACUUGGGCCUGCGAGGCUUUCCCGGCAUCCCAGGUCCCUCAGGCCCCCCAGGUGCCAAGGGCGUCCCAGGAGAACCGGGACCCCAGGGACCCCAGGGGCCAAUUGGGCCUCCGGGAGAGAUGGGACCCAAGGGGCCGCUGGGUGCAGUGGGAGAGCCAGGCCUUCCUGGGGAAGUCGGGAUGAAGGGUGACCUUGGACCCCUGGGCUCCCCUGGGGAGCAGGGCCUCAUUGGGCAGCGGGGAGAGGCAGGCCUUGAGGGUGACAGUGGCCCCUCGGGGCCCGACGGGCUGAAGGGGGACAGGGGUGACCCUGGGCCUGACGGUGAACAUGGCGAGAAAGGCCAGGAAGGGCUGACGGGCGAGGAUGGGCCUCCCGGGCCUCCUGGCAUCACUGGCGUCCGGGGUCCAGAAGGAAAGCCGGGGAAGCAAGGCGAGAAGGGCCGGACCGGAGCCAAGGGUGCCAAGGGCUACCAAGGACAGCUGGGUGAGAUGGGCGUCCCUGGAGACCCCGGACCUCCUGGUACCCCAGGCCCGAAAGGAUCCCGGGGCAGCCUGGGACCAACGGGCGCUCCAGGACGCAUGGGUGCCCAAGGAGAACCGGGACUGGCUGGCUACGAUGGACACAAAGGCAUUGUGGGACCCCUUGGACUUCCUGGACCAAAAGGCGAAAAGGGGGAGCAGGGCGAGGAUGGCAAGGCUGAGGGGCCCCCCGGGUCACCUGGAGAUCGGGGCCCUGUGGGUGAUCGAGGAGACCGUGGGGAACCAGGGGACCCUGGAUACUCUGGACAGGAGGGUGUGCCAGGCCUCCGUGGAAAGCCAGGCCAGCAGGGCCAGCCCGGGCAUCCGGGACCCCGGGGCCGGCCGGGACCCAAAGGAUCGAAAGGCACAGAGGGACCAAAGGGAAAGCAAGGCAAAGCCGGGGCUCCAGGCCGGAGGGGGGUCCAGGGCCUGCAGGGGCUGCCGGGGCCCCGGGGCGUGGUGGGGAGACAAGGCCCUGAGGGUGCUGCCGGACCGGAUGGGCUUCCUGGCAGGGACGGGCGAGCAGGACUGCAGGGGGAGCAGGGAGACGAUGGGGACCCUGGCCUCAUGGGCCCUGCUGGGAAGAGAGGAAAUCCCGGUGUGGCCGGCUUGCCUGGAGCACAGGGACCCCCAGGGUUCAAGGGUGAAAGUGGAUUACCGGGGCAGCUGGGUCACCCUGGCAAGCGGGGGACUGAGGGCGGAACAGGGCUUCCUGGGAGCCAUGGGGAGCCCGGAUCCAAAGGCCAGCCGGGUGACACUGGCGAGAUGGGCUUCCCAGGAAUGGCUGGUCUCUACGGACCCAAGGGCCCUCCUGGAGACAUCGGCUUCAAAGGCAUCCAGGGCCCUCGGGGGCCUCCAGGCUUGAUGGGAAAGGAAGGCAUCACUGGGCCCCUGGGAAUCCUGGGACCUUCGGGACUCCCGGGUCCGAAGGGCGACAAAGGCAGCCGUGGGGACUGGGGAUUGCAAGGUCCGAGGGGUCCUCCUGGCCCAAGAGGGCGGCCCGGCCUCCCGGGUCCUCCAGGGGGUCCUAUCCAGUUUCAACAAGACGACCUUGGGGCAGCUUUCCAGACGUGGGUGGACACCAAUGCCGCACUCAGAUCAGAGGGUUACAGCUAUCCUGACCGGCUGGUGCUGGACCAGGGAGGGGAGAUCUUUAAAACCUUACACUACCUCAGCAACCUCAUCCAGAGCAUUAAGACGCCCCUGGGCACCAAAGAGAACCCCGCCCGGGUCUGCAGGGACCUCAUGGAUUGUGAGCAGAAGAUGGCGGAUGGUACCUACUGGGUGGAUCCGAACCUCGGCUGCUCGUCCGACACCAUCGAAGUCUCCUGUAACUUCACGCACGGUGGACAGACAUGUCUCAAGCCCAUCACGGCCUCCAAGGUCGAGUUUGCCGUCAGCCGGGUCCAGAUGAAUUUCCUGCACCUGCUAAGCUCCGAGGUGACACAGCAUAUCACCAUCCACUGCCUUAACAUGACCGUGUGGCAGGAGGGCACUGGGCAGACCCCCGCCAAGCGGGCUGUGCGCUUCCGGGCCUGGAACGGGCAGAUUUUUGAAGCUGGGGGUCAAUUCAGGCCCGAGGUGUCCGUGGACGGCUGCAAGGUCCAGGAUGGCCGCUGGCGUCAGACACUCUUCACCUUCCGGACCCAAGACCCCCAGCAACUGCCCAUUGUCAGCGUGGACAACCUCCCGCCCGUCUCACCAGGGAAGCAGUACCGCCUCGAAGUUGGACCUGCCUGCUUCCUCUGACCUCUGACCUCCUGGCCCCUCUAGCCUCAUGGAGGAGGGAAGGGGGAGAGGCGAGGGGAGGGUCUUGAGGGGCAGGUGGCUCCGGGAGAGGAAGCGCCCCUGCCCAAGGACACUUGGGCAGACCCUGGCUGUUGUCUGCCCAGUAGAAGUGGGUGGGGUAGCAGGGUACGGGGUGUCCUUGGGAACGACGGAUCCCAGCUUAGCCCCAAAGAACAACCAAAGAGCCGGCCGGAGCAAGCUGGGCCUGCAACCCGCCUGAGCCCCGUGGCCUAUCUCCCAGCUCUGCGGCCACCCCCUUCCCUGCCCAGCUUCCCGCCCAAAGAGCCCCACGUGCAAGCCAACUUGAGGGAAGGGGGCAUCUCGUCAGCUGGUCCCUGCCAGGGAGCUUUUGAUGUGCAAUAUUAGAAAGGAGAUAUGAAAAAAAGGAGAAAAGGAAAGAAAGAAGUAUAUAUAUUAUUUAAACGAACACAAAGAAGGUGUGUUACUAUUUUUUUUCACCCGGGAGAGAGGUGAGAGGAUGAGAAAGAGCAGCCAGGGGUGGGAUGCAGCACGAUCCUUGGGGCUGGGGCCCCCCGUUAGCUACCUCCCACGGUGAAAUCGCUGGUGCUCGCAAUUGUCUCGUAGUGUAUGUGAUUUUUUUUAAGGAAAAAAAAACCCCUAUUUAAGAUUCUAAAGGUGCUACCAUUUUUGCCACAGACUUUGAAGAAACUUUUUUGAUGUGGGGGGCAUUGUCCACAUCUUUCUCUUUCCUCCAAAUGGCAAAGUUGGGGAAUUUUAAAAUUUUCCUAGCAUCACUUUUGUGCUCGCCAGGUAAUUUGCUAAGGAGGAAAAAAAUAAAAGAAAAAAGGAAAGAAAAAAAAAAAAAGCAAAAAAAAAAAAAAAAAAUUCUACCAGAAACCAGAAGUAGAGAGAUCUACCUUUUAACUUAUGGACUUUGAAAUGUCUAUCCUUUAAGGCAGCAGGGAGCCCUGGGCACAAAGCACGUGGGCUUGGCCCUUUGUGAUCCUGAAGGAGGUGAGGUUUGCCUGGAAGGCGUGCCCUGGACAGGUCCUGGGUGAGGCCUUGACCGUGAAGAAGCCAGUUCCAAGAGCGACGAGGGGUCAGGAUUCCUGGUGGAGGUGGAAUGUUUGCGUCAAACCAUCUCACGAAGCCACGUCCCCUGUCUGAGCUCCUCCAUCCCAGAAGCCUGCCCUCCUCCCAGGAGUCAUCGUUCUUUUUCUUUGUCGCUAAAUGCUACAGACACCCAUUGUCAUUAGCUCCAAGUGUAAAUGUGGGCUGAGGAGAAAGAAUCAUUAUGGGAAUCUCGGAGUCCAACACCACCACAGCGUUCGGUGUCAUCAGAAUUGUGCCGUAUCAACCAGUGGGCCGGCGCCCAAAUUGGCUGCUGAGGUCGUUUUAACUAUGGGAUGAUUUUUACGGAAGGGGAAACGUAUGUGAAAAUCUCUGUGUGUGUGUUUCUCUGCUAAAGUUGUGUCUCUUUGGGAUUGGAUUUGACUUCCGUGAUUUUAAUACCUCACUCUGGCCCACCCUUCCUCCCGACACCCUCUGUACCCGCGCCCGCCGCCCCCGCCCGGACGCUCCGCAUGGAAGUGCAUUUUGUAGCAGCUCGGGCCUCAUCUCAGCUCUUGGUCCCCUACCCGUCUCUGUCUCAUUCUUGGGUUUUUCUGCUGUCCUCGUCUGUGUCUCUGUCCACAUGUCAGUGUGUGAAAACCCUAACGGGUUCUGUUUUUCUUUUUCCCUUCUGGAUUUUAAAUAAAUAUUUAAAACUGAG